Messenger RNA from Bipolaris sorokiniana ND90Pr, 1308 nucleotides. RefSeq lists its product as uncharacterized. Gene Ontology annotation, cellular component: fungal-type vacuole membrane. Gene Ontology annotation, biological process: transmembrane transport. Gene Ontology annotation, molecular function: transmembrane transporter activity. The transcript is spliced from 6 exons. The record is from RefSeq and is a predicted model, not a curated record. The coding region runs from base 1 to 1308 and encodes 435 amino acids. Lineage: Eukaryota; Fungi; Ascomycota; Dothideomycetes; Pleosporales; Pleosporaceae.
AUGUCCUCAAACCCCACCCUCAACCACCCUCCCAGCAGCCCAACCUCGACCUCCAUCUCCCCAUCAGAAAAACCUGCAGAACCAGCACCUCUCAAAAGCUACCUUACAGUCUUUGGCUCCACCCUCAUCUUCUACGCCUCUUUUGGCCUUAUGAGCAGCUUCGGCUUCUUCCAAGACUACUACUCGCGCGAAUUCCUGCCUUCAAGUGCGAGUUCGAGCAUUGCGUUUGUAGGGACUCUGCAGAUGGGACUGACGAACGCGAUGGGGGCGCUGUCGGGGGCGCUGUGUGAUCGGUUUGGUAUCAAGUAUUUACUUCUAAGCUCGGGAUUCGGCACUACAGUAUCGUUACUUAUGCUAUCGUUUGUUGAACCGGGACAGUUCUGGCUCGUAUUUCUGACGCAAGGUUUCCUAAUGGGUGUGUCGAUUUCGUUUGGGGUGCAGCCCGCACUUACAGUUGUAGGCCAGCAUUUUAAGGAGAGGAGGGGGCUAGCGUUGGGGGUUGUGUCGAUGGGGUCGGCGAUGGGGGGGAUCGGGUUCCCUGUUAUGCUGGGGCAGGUGAUACCGAGAUGGGGGUUUGGCGGUGCGCUGCGUUUGGCGGCUGUGAAGGUUGUUGUUUGCUACUCGAUUGCACUAUGCAUAUGCACGAGCAAGCCUAUUCGAAGCUCCACCUGCAAGGACCACACUUUUCGUGUAGACUUUGGUGGAUUCAUGGAUCCUCAAUAUGCAGUUCUUUGCGUGGGGACGUGGUUUGCUAUCCUGGGUCUCUGGCUUCCGGCCUAUUAUGUCAAAACGUACGCUGAUAACAUACACCCCGGGAACAACGUCAGCAAAUACUUCCUUUGUAUGAUGAACGGCUCCAGCAUGCUCGGUGCAACAUUAGGAGGUCUCCUAGGCGAUCGCAUAGGCCGAUUCAAUCUCCUCUGGCCCGUCACAUUCCUUUCAGGCUGCCUCUGUCUCUUCCUCUGGCUCCUAAGCACCAACCUCACCACGCUAAUCUUCUUCGUCUGCGCAUACGCCUUCUUUUCCAGCAAUGUAAAUACACUCCCAACAUCGAUCAUCGGACAGAUUACUCCAGACGACAAGUUCGGCGCGAGGACCGGGGCUUUCUACAGCGUCAUCACCAUCUCAAGUCUGAUCGGGACACCGAUCGGCGGAGCACUUAUCGUAGACGAGCAUGUUAGGGAGGGGUAUCGGUGGUUGAUACUGUUUUCGGGAACUGCACUCAUUGUCGGAUCCAUAUUUAUGCUCGGCAGCCGCACGCUGCACGGCAAGGACUCACGCAGGAGACGGGAAAUGGAGAUAUCCUAG